Molecule: messenger RNA, 4389 nt
Organism: Rhinichthys klamathensis goyatoka
Lineage: Eukaryota; Metazoa; Chordata; Actinopteri; Cypriniformes; Leuciscidae
Gene: top2a
Product: DNA topoisomerase II alpha
Exons: 29
Biological process (GO): sister chromatid segregation; DNA topological change; resolution of meiotic recombination intermediates
Cellular component (GO): nucleus
Molecular function (GO): DNA topoisomerase type II (double strand cut, ATP-hydrolyzing) activity; DNA binding; ATP binding
Source: RefSeq, a predicted model, not a curated record
ACAUGGUUUGAUAACAUGGACCGAGCAGGCGAGUCUAAGAUCAAACCCUUCGAUGGUGAUGACUACACCUGCAUCACAUUCCAUCCGGACCUGGCAAAGUUUAAAAUGCAGGCUUUGGAUAAGGAUACUGUCGCGCUGCUAACUCGACGAGCAUAUGACAUCGCUGGGGCCACUAAGGGCGUCCGUGUCUUUCUCAAUGGCAAGAAACUGCCAGUGAAUGGUUUCCGUAGCUACGUGGACCUUUAUCUGAAGGACAAGGUGGAUGAGACUGGUUCUCCCCUGACGAUAGUCCAUGAGAGUGUGAAUGAACGCUGGGAGGUGUGUCUUACCCUUAGUGAUAAAGGGUUCCAGCAAGUCAGCUUUGUUAACGGCAUCGCCACAACUAAGGGUGGCAGACACACAGACUAUGUUGCAGACCAGAUUGUGUCCAAACUGAUUGAAGUGGUUAAAAAGAAGAACAAGGCUGGAGUGGCUGUCAAACCUUUCCAGGUGAAGAAUCACAUGUGGUUGUUUGUGAACUGUCUGAUUGAGAACCCCAGCUUUGACUCUCAGACCAAAGAGAACAUGACCUUGCAGCAGAAGAAUUUCGGUUCCACCUGCUCUCUGAGUGAUAAGUUCAUUAAACAGGCAAAUGUCUGUGGAAUUGUGGAGAGCAUUAUGAACUGGGUGAAGUUUAAAGCCCAGGCUCAGCUCAAUAAGAAAUGCUCUGCUGUCAAACACACUAAGAUUAAAGGAGUCCCCAAGCUGGAUGACGCCAACGAUGCAGGUGGAAAGAACUCCACUAGCUGCACUCUGAUCCUGACUGAAGGAGACUCGGCCAAAACUCUGGCUGUGUCGGGUCUGGGUGUGGUGGGACGUGAUCGAUAUGGUGUCUUCCCUCUGCGUGGUAAAAUCCUCAACGUGCGAGAGGCGUCUCACAAACAGAUCAUGGAGAACGCUGAGAUCAACAACAUCAUAAAGAUCCUAGGUCUGCAGUACAAGAAGAACUACAGUGACUCUGAAUCACUCAAAAGCCUGCGUUACGGCAAGCUCAUGAUCAUGACAGAUCAGGAUCAAGAUGGAUCUCACAUUAAAGGUCUUCUCAUCAACUUCAUCCAUCAUAACUGGCCAUCACUGCUGCGCCACAACUUUCUUGAGGAGUUCAUCACCCCGAUCAUCAAGGCGUCCAAUAAGAAGCAGGAGCUUUCUUUCUACAGUAUUCCAGAGUUCACUGAGUGGAAGGAGAAACAAAGUAACAUAAAAUCCUGGAGGAUCAAAUACUACAAAGGUUUGGGUACCAGCACAUCUAAGGAGGCCAAAGAGUAUUUUUCGGAUAUGACGAGACAUCGAAUCCCCUUUAAGUACUCUGGGCCAGCCGAUGAUGAAGCUAUCACCCUGGCCUUUAGUAAGAAGAUGGUAGAUGAGAGGAAGGAGUGGCUGACCAGCUUCAUGAUCAACAGACGUCAACGCAGAGAACACAACCUGCCUGAGGAGUAUUUGUACGGACAGAAAACUACCUCCCUCACCUACCAUGACUUCAUUAAUAAAGAGCUUGUGCAGUUUUCCAACUCUGACAAUGAGCGAUCAAUCCCCUGCUUGGUGGAUGGGCUGAAACCAGGUCAGAGGAAGGUGAUUUUCUGCUGUUUUAAGAGGAAUGAUAAGAGAGAGGUGAAAGUGGCUCAGUUGGCUGGAUCAGUGGCCGAGAUGUCCGCGUACCACCAUGGAGAGGUCUCUCUGAUGAUGACCAUCGUGGGUCUUGCUCAGAACUUUGUGGGCAGUAAUAAUUUGAACCUGCUUCAGCCUCUGGGUCAGUUUGGCACACGUCUGCAUGGAGGCAAAGACUCUGCCAGCCCCAGAUACAUCUUUACCAUGCUCAGUCCGCUCGCUCGUCUACUGUUCCCUGCUAUGGAUGAUAACCUGUUGAAGUAUAACUAUGAUGACAAUUUGCGAGUGGAGCCAGAGUGGUACAUUCCCAUCAUCCCUCUGGUGCUGGCUAAUGGAGGUGAGGGCAUCGGCACAGGAUGGGCCAGCCGUAUCCCCAAUUUUAAUCUGCGCGAGAUCAUCAACAAUAUUCACCGCCUGCUCAAUGGAGAAGAGCCACUUCCCAUGCUGCCCAGCUACAAGGGGUUCAAGGGCACCAUUGAUGAACUGGCGAAGAAUCAGUAUGUUAAUAAUGGAGAGGUGGCCAUCAUUGACUCCACCACCAUUGAGAUCACUGAGCUGCCAAUCAAAACCUGGACACAGAUCUAUAAGGAGAAUGUGUUGGAGGUGAUGCUGAACGGCUCGGAGAAGGUUCCUCCUCUGAUCACAGACUAUAAGGAGUAUCAUACAGACACCACAGUGCGUUUUGUCAUUAAGAUGACAGAAGAGCGCCUGAGAGAGGCGGAGGCAGCUGGACUACACAAAGUCUUCAAGCUACAGAGCCUGCUCACCUGUAACUCCAUGGUGUUAUUUGAUCAUGUGGGCAGUCUGAAGAAGUAUGAGUCUGUUCAGGACAUCUUGAAGGAUUUCUUUGAGCUCAGAAUGAAGUAUUACGUCCUCAGGAAAGACUGGCUGCUAGGAAUGCUGGGAGCUGAAAGUGCCAGGCUCUCCAACCAGGCCCGAUUCAUUCUGGAGAAGAUCCAGGGCACGCUGGUCAUUGAAAAUAAACCUAAGAAGGAGCUGAUCCGCAUGCUUCAGCAGAUGGGCUAUGAUUCUGACCCUGUUAAGGCAUGGAAAGAGGCUCAGGAGAAGGAUGUUGAGGAGGACGCUGGGGAGGAUGAGGAGAAAGAGGAAGAUAAGUCUGGCCCUGAUUAUAACUAUCUUCUCAGCAUGCCCAUGUGGUUCCUGACCAAAGAAAAGAAAGAUGAACUGUGCAGACAGAGAGAUGCUAAGAUGACUGAGUUAAACACGCUCAAGGUGAAGGUGCCCACUGAUCUGUGGAAAGAAGAUCUGGCAGCUUUUACUGAGGAGCUGGAGCGUGUAGAACAGAAGGAGAUGGAGACACAGACUGCGAUACCUCAGGUAAAAGGUAAAGUGGGGAAAUCAAAAGUGGUGAAGGUAAAGAACGAGACAAUGCCCACCCCGCAAGGCCGCCGCGUCAUCCCCCGCAUCACCAGCACUAUGAAGGUUCAGGCCAUUAAGAAGGAGGGAGCCAAACGAGGCAAAGCUGCAAAGAAAGAGGCUGGUGUGGUGAUGAAGAUGGAGUUUGAUGAUGAAGCAGACAUAGCUGCUGAUGGCUCUGAGAUUGGACUGACUGCUAGACUCACUAAGAAGAUCAAGAAAGAGCCUGCCAAAGACAAAAACUCAAAGUCAGGCAAGCAGACCACCCUCGCCUUCAAACCGGUCCAGAAGAAGAGUCCCUGGUCUUCUGAGGAGGAAGAGUCUAAGUCUGAUAUGGAGUUCAUCCCAGAGGAAGUGGCUCCAAGAGAGAAGAUACAACGCAAGGCUGCUGCUGAAAAGAAGUACAGUCUGUCAAGCAGUGAGGAUGAGUUUGAUGACUGGACGAAGAGCAGUAAACAGAAGCGUGCUGCUGUUAUUGAUGAUGACUCCUUCAUCCCUGAACCCAGCGGUGCACCUGACAGUGACAUGGACUCCCCUCCUCCUGCACCUGUUGUGAAAAAAGCUCCAGCGAAAGCCAGCAAAACAAAGGCAGAGAAAGCAGAAACCAGCAGCAAGUCCAGCUCUCUUUCUGAGACCAGCCAAGAGCCAGCUCCUAAACCUGUGAAAAAAUCAGCUGAAGGAGCCGCCAGGAAACCUGCCGCAAAAAAGACAAGUGCUGCUUCAAAGAAGAAAGCAACAGACACAAAACAGCCCUCAAUCCUUGAUGUGCUAUCCAAGACAAGUCCAAAACCAAACCAAAAAACCAAAGCCACCAAGAAGCCUACUGCUCUCAAACUAUCUUCCACUGACUCUGAAGACGCACCCCCUGCUGUAGUUGAGAAGAAACCAGCCAAGAAGAGGAAGACCGCUCUGAGCAGUGACCAAUCAGACAGCUCGGACUCAGACAGUGGCAAUCUCAUGGCUCGGCUCAAGGGCAAAAGCACUGCUGGAAAGAAAGCGAAGAGCUGGGAUGAUGACGACAGCUUUCAGCUAGAAGAGAAGGUCGUGACAUCUGCCGCUCCCAGGAGUCGAGCUGCACGCGCCACCAAACCUGUGACCUACGCUCUAGAUUCAGAGUCUGAUGACUAUUAAAUGUUAUGAAAUAACCCUGUAUUCAUUAUAAUCAGACCUGUUAGAUUUGUUUUAUUAUCGUAGAAAGAAUUGUUUUUUAAAAGAAAAUAAACCUUAAAGUAAGUUAGUUUUAACUUUAAUGCAGAAAGCCUAAUUCAUAUUGGCUCUUUAAAAAAAAAAAGUCUGACAGACUAAGAAACCAGUUCAAAUACGUCUGGCUAGUUAGUUUCUCACCUUGUUCGUUGUUUUUUUUAUACC